Molecule: messenger RNA, 1640 nt
Organism: Rosa chinensis
Lineage: Eukaryota; Viridiplantae; Streptophyta; Magnoliopsida; Rosales; Rosaceae
Product: RNA polymerase II-associated protein 3
Exons: 11
Coding region: 332-1489 (385 amino acids)
Molecular function (GO): protein binding
Source: RefSeq, a predicted model, not a curated record
UAAUAAUUGACGGGAAAUUGGGAGGGAGAGUUUCAUCCUCUUUUCCCUUUGCUUUGAGAAUCAUUGUCCCUUCCUUUCCCUGACAGGAAAUUUCCUUCCCAAAUCCCAAUACCCUGAUUCAGCGAAACAAACACAGCCUUAAAGACGAAGACUUAUGUUUGAAAUCCUCUCACUUUUUGGGGGCAAAAGUAAUCAAACGUUUCAUACAGACAGAACCCACCACAUACUGGUGUAGAAAAACCAAGGCAGCAAAAGAACUAAAAUUUCCCUUCUUUCUUUCUUUCUCUUCCAGAAGCAUCAUUGUCUACCCUCGCUCACAAUCAAAGCGGCCAUGGCUAGGGCUCCAAGCAAGCACGGUGGCGACCAACCUCUGGAUUUCCGGGGGUUUUUGAGUGACUUGCAGGACCGGAAGCUUUCACGCAAGGACAAGGAUAAAAAAAUGAGGCCACAACAACCCAACAAGGAUAUUCCGAAAUCAGGAGAUUUUGGAACUAGUUUCGGUUCUGAAGAUAGUCUUCCAGAUGCUGCUUCGGAAAAGGACUUGGGUAAUGAGUAUUUUAAGCAGAAGAAGUUUAAGGAAGCUAUUGACUGCUAUUCAAGAAGCAUUGCCUUAUCUCCAACUGCUGUAGCUUUUGCAAAUAGGGCAAUGUCAUAUAUCAAAAUCAAACGAUUCCAGGAAGCGGAGAAUGACUGUACGGAGGCCUUGAAUUUGGAUGAUCGCUAUAUAAAAGCAUACUCACGACGUGCAACAGCUAGAAAAGAACUGGGAAAACUUAAAGCAUCUAUUGAGGAUGCAGAGUUUGCUCUGAGGUUGGAGCCACACAACCAAGAAAUCAAGAAACAGUAUGCUGAGGCCAAAUCUUUGUAUGAGAAAAGAAUUCUUCAGAAAAUUUCUGAACAAGAAAAGCAGAACGUGGGAAAGUUGGAUACCAAAGUGAAUGGACACAUCAUCCAGCCUGUAUCUAGUAGUACUCAAAGGAAACAAAUGACUGCAGUUGAGGAUCACACUAAGAAGAUUAACAAAAGUGGGAAGCAAGCAUGGAAGGUAUCGGUACAAGAGCUUGCUUCUAGAGCUGCUUCACGAGCCAAUGUUCUAGCUGCACAAAACAUCACACGACCAACUACAGCAUAUCAAUUUGAGGCUUCUUGGAGAGGACUCUCUGGAGAUCGUGCUCUUCAGGCUAAAUUGUUGAAGGCUAUAUAUCCCAGAGAACUGCCGUAUAUAUUCAAAAAUGCUUUGACUGUUCACAUACUAGUUGAUAUCAUCAAGUGUGUGACAACCUUUUUUAUUGAUGAAAUGGCUUUAACAGUCAGUUUUUUGGAGAACUUAACUAAAGUUCCUAGAUUUGACACACUCAUCAUGUUUCUUUCUUCCAAGGACAAGGAUGAUCUUGCUAAGACAUGGGAUGAAGUGUUCUACUAUGAGGUGAUCCCCAUUGAGUUUGCUGAAAAGCUUGAUAACCUGCGUACAAAGUACUGCCUUAAGUGAUGAUGAAAUGCAUUGUAAACCAGUUAACUCGAGCCAUCAAGUUUUUGCCUUCACUCUACCUGUAUUGUAAAUUGAAUUGGUGAGAUUUAGUAAUGCUCCAGCAGGAGGUCUCUUUUAUGGUUGUAAGUCUGCCAAAUUCAACAAAGAUGUA